AUGGAUGAAGUUUAUCACGACUGGAAAAAUACCAUCAACUUGAACAUUAUAUUUUUGAAAAUAAUGGGUUUGUGGCCAAGAAAGAACGAAAUUUACAAGCCGGGUUUAUAUAUGGUGUAUAGUAGCCUGAUGGUCACGCUUGUCGUCGUCUGCCACAUUGCCACACAAGUGAUUAACAUUUACUUCGUCCGUAACCAAUUAGAAACUGUCGUUGCCAUAGUGUACAUACUUUUGAUAAAUAUUACGGCGAGUUUCAAAGUUUUCUUCGUUAUAAUAAAUAUGAAACAGCUGCAGGAACGAAUGACUGUUUCAAAAAGUAACUGGUUUCCAAAGAGCAAUCAUCAACAAAAAGUUUUGAUUGAAUCUAGUAUCAAAUCUUGGAUAUCCAGUUACAGGAUGCUUGUGGUUAUAUGUGUCUCAUGGGUCGCCUUCUCGAUGACUUACCCACUUUUGGAUGCGUCUGUGGAAGAAAAGCGUUUACCAUUUCUGGCGUGGUAUCCAUACGAUCACAGAAUUUCACCUUUGUACGAAAUUACGUAUGGUUUUCAAGUAAUUAGUUCAAGCUAUUUGGCUUGGGUUCAUCUCACUAUUGACAAUUUGAUGUACAUUGUCAAUGUGUACACAAAAUGUCAGUUUGAUAUAUUAAGUGACAAUUUAAGAAAUUUUACCAAGAUAUCGAACGACUUCAAUAAGGGUUUGAUUGUGUGCAUUUUGCAUCAUAAGAGGAUUUUAAGUUUUGUUGAAGGCUGUAAAUUUUUUAACUGGAUAUUUGUUUGCCACCUGAUUAUAAAUGGAGUGGCUAUUGGAAUAACAAUGUUUCAACUAACCAUGGUGGCGCCAUUUUCUAGUGAAUUCUAUUCACUUUUUACGUACGGAUUUGCCAUUACUAUUCAGAUUUUCAUGUUUUGUUGGCAUGGUAAUGAAGUAGAAUUAAGUAGCGACCUGGUUUCAUACGCAGCAUUUGAGUCAGACUGGACUGAAUUACCCGCAGAUUACCCUUUCAGCCUAUCCAUCUGCCAGGAAAAGUUUCAUUUAAGUACUUUCGCACUUGACGUCCAAGAUGUGGUGGAGCACCGUCUUGGUGGAACCAAAUCGUUGCUGCUGGGAACCCCGAAUUUUGGUAAUUGGACCAAUUGGGAAACAAUUCUCUAA
Messenger RNA from Zophobas morio, 1152 nucleotides. RefSeq names its product putative odorant receptor 92a. The record is from RefSeq and is a predicted model, not a curated record. NCBI's taxonomy places the organism in Eukaryota, Metazoa, Arthropoda, Insecta, Coleoptera, Tenebrionidae. The transcript has 5 exons. Gene Ontology annotation, molecular function: odorant binding; olfactory receptor activity. Gene Ontology annotation, biological process: sensory perception of smell; detection of chemical stimulus involved in sensory perception of smell. Gene Ontology annotation, cellular component: plasma membrane. Bases 1 to 1152 code for a protein of 383 amino acids.